This is a messenger RNA of Saccostrea echinata, 1117 nucleotides long. RefSeq names its product tryptase-like. Bases 50 to 1051 code for a protein of 333 amino acids. The transcript is spliced from 7 exons. Lineage: Eukaryota; Metazoa; Mollusca; Bivalvia; Ostreida; Ostreidae. The record is from RefSeq and is a predicted model, not a curated record. Gene Ontology annotation, molecular function: serine-type endopeptidase activity. Gene Ontology annotation, biological process: proteolysis.
UCACGAAUUUUCUCACUCAGUUUUCUUUCUACAAACUGUACGGGUCAUAAUGUGGUUCAUCAACGUCUGUCUCCUGUUUCUCGGAGUACAAUACACAACCGCUUCAACAUGUUCAACAACACUGCAUGGUCGUUGUGUAAGUUUGUAUGACUAUUGUCACGUUGGAGACAGCUAUACUUAUAGCUUCUGUGGAUUUCUACAGAAGUGUUGUAUUCCUCCUAAUGCAAUGCAAACACAUACCACACCACCCCCACAUUCCGGAAGCGGAAGUGUUUCCACGAAUAAUGUAGCGCAUUGCGGAACCUCAUCGGUAGGCUCCACCCAUACCAAAAUUGUGGGCGGUACUACAGCGUCACAAGGCGAAUAUCCAUGGCAGGUGUCCCUGAUGUACGGCGGUAGUCACGUGUGUGGUGGUACACUUAUUGACACCCAGUGGGUCGCUACUGCUGCUCACUGCUUCGAAGACUACCACAACGCUCGUUAUUGGACCGUCGGUGUUGGCAUGCACGAUCGCCACCAUGUGUACACAAGUCAAGUCCAUCAUGUCCGUAACUUAAUUGUCCACUCUGGCUAUAAUUCUCGUACAAACCUCAACGAUAUUGCCCUGAUGAAACUUGACAAGCCUAUAAACAUCAACACUCAAUAUGUUCGUGCUGCCUGUCUGCCGAACUCGUACGACCAUUUCGAACAAAUGACAUGUACAGUAACUGGCUGGGGAGCCACUUAUUUUGAUAACAAUGGUAAUGCUCCUGGCGCCCAGUACUUAAGAAAGGUUGAUGUACCGACGAUGACAAACUCCCAGUGUCAGUACUUCUUGGGUAGAAAUCACGUUCACACCAGUAAUAUCUGCGCAGGUCUGAGGGCAGGCGGGAAAGAUGCUUGUCAGGGAGACAGUGGCGGACCUUUAGUCUGUAAGAAGGAUGGUGUGUGGAAGGUGGCAGGAAUCGUGUCCUGGGGGUACGGCUGUGGGGAUAGGAAUGCCCCUGGAGUGUACACACGUGUCAGUUCCUUCCUAACCUGGAUUAACCAACAAAAAGCAGCUCACCCAUGAUUGCUUAAAUAUAAACUCUUAAAACUCUUAUCUUUUGAUGAAGUGGUAUAAAGAAAAAAACCAUUA